This is a messenger RNA of Lotus japonicus, 1823 nucleotides long. RefSeq lists its product as uncharacterized. The coding region runs from base 1 to 1815 and encodes 604 amino acids. The transcript is spliced from 9 exons. Lineage: Eukaryota; Viridiplantae; Streptophyta; Magnoliopsida; Fabales; Fabaceae. The record is from RefSeq and is a predicted model, not a curated record.
AUGGCUGAUUCAACCAACACCCCUCUUUCAUCUAGUGGACCUAAUCAUUCGUCUAGUGAAGAUAAAAAGAGAAUGGUUAGAGGUUGCACUAAGAUGCUUAAAAUUGCCAAAGUUCGGAAAACAGGUGUGAAAUUGAAGAUUGAGUUUGAUCCACAAACUGGGGAUUGUAUUGGUGAAAAUUCAAAUGAGUUUAGGAGUUAUGCAGCAUAUCUUGCUCGAAGUACUUGUAGUAUUUUAAUAGAUGAGUGGCGGUUGGUAGAUGUAGACUCAAAAAAUUCAAUUUGGGAUGAUCUUAAGCUUCAUUUUGAUAUCACAGAAAGUGAUGAUUCAAAUAAGUGUGAUUUGAAGAAAAAAUGGUUGAAGUAUAUGGGGGACCGAUGGAGAGCUUUUAAGACACAACUCACUUCCGAUUAUAUCACUAACCCCAACCCCAAUCGCCUUCCUCCGUAUGAAGUGUAUCCUUAUAUUAAAGAAGAUGUGUGGGAGAAGUUUUUGGAGCAUCGAAAUACCCCUGCAUUUAAGUCAUAUUCAUGUCCUAAAAUUGAUUUGCUUUCUUUUCAUUUCAUUUCUUCAAUUUUCUUAAUUGAAAUGUUUACCAUGAAAAAAGUAAAAAAAUGUAAGGAUAAUGUGGCUAAGAAUCUUUACCCACAUACAUUAUCUCGUGGAGGAUAUGAAUUGCUUGAGAAGAAAAUGAUUAAUGAAAAGAAACAAGAACUAGACGCAUCAGGAGAAUUAGAUCGUAUUCCAUCUCCACCGUCACGUCAUGACAAAUGGAAGAGAGCAAGACAAAGGCGAGGAGGGGAAUACACAUCAGAGGCUACCCGAGUUGUUGCUGAGAAAAUUGAUUCACUGGCUGAAGAGACUGAACAAGGAACCUUUGUUUCACAAGGACGUGACGAUAUCUUGACAAAGGCAAUUGGAACAUCCGAGCAUGGUGGUCGUGUUCGUGGUGUUGGACGAUUUGCUAAUCUAAGCAACUACUUCGGAAGGUCUUCACGUCCAACACAGUCCAUAGAUAUUAAGGAGAUUGAAGCACAACUUGAGGCCAAACUUGAACAAAAACUUGCAGCAAAGAUUAAAGCAGAAUGUAAAGAAGAGUUUGAACAACAGUUGAUCAUGGCGAGUGAGAAGAUGCAAAAAUCUUUUAUGGAGACGCUUAAGACUAUGGGUUUAUCUGAAAUCUCCCCUACAAACCAACAAGGAGAACAAAAUGUUCUUCUGCAUGGAAGCACAAAAGAUUCUUGCACCGCCGCACAAGAAAAUCACAAGGAGGACUCGACCACUGACAAUGUUCAGAGAGUGUUAUUCAUGUUUUUGAAACAGCAACAACAUAUAUGUUUACCAUUACAACAUGAUCUUGCUGUAAAAAACUUUUGGAUUUCACCAAAGUGUAUCAGAGAGUUGUUGGCGGGUGAUGCUUGGCUUGACAUCUCUAUUCUACAAGUUUGGUGCACGUAUAUCCAUCGUCUAUGUGAGGAAAGUAACAAAUCAGAUGUGUUUGGAAUUCUGGACCCAGUAAUCUUCAGUUAUCCAGAUUCCACAAAGUCUAAAAAGAAAGUUCUAACAUACAUACAAGAAAAGUUGCGUGAUUUGGACAAAGUGUGUUACUUAGCACCAUAUCUUGUAUCAGGGCAUUGGCAAUUAAUAAUCAUUUGUCCUAAAGACAAUACUUUAGUUCUCCUUUGUUCAUUACACAAUGAUCUUCAAUCACAAAUGAAGAAUAUUGUUACACAAGCUAUGGCGGUUUAUCAAUUGGCUGAGGGUAAUAAAAAAAAGGACUCAAUGGCUUCGUCCCAAAGCAAGGUUGCAGCCUAAUGGGAAUG